AUGUCACGGUUAGGAAACAAGGAGGAAAACCUCAAGCACUUUGUAAAGUUUAUUUACCCACCGAUGAAGUUGAUCGGCGCCUGGCCAAAACCCACCGCCACUUCUACGUUUUCAAAGGCUAUAAAAUGGGGUUUAAUUGUCUCAGCUUACUUCCUACAACUGUUGGUCUUUGUACCAGGUGUACUGUAUCUAUUUCUGAAAGAGAAGAAUGGCAAAAAGCGGAUUCAUAUUAUGAUACCACACAUAAAUGGCUUUAGCCAACUGUGCAAAUAUACCAUCCUAUUGCGACGAACAAGCGAGUUUAGCAAAAUAUUGGAUCAAUUGAGCGACGAUUGGGUAGACGCCACAGAAGACAGUCGUCAUAUAUUCCGUAUGAGAGCGAAUAUUGGACAUAGGAUGGUGUUGACAGUGGCAAUCACCAUGUACACUACAGGUCUCUUUUAUCGUAUAAUUAUACCACUCUCGACGGGUAGAAUCGUCUUACCGAAUAACACGACUAUGAGGAUGCUACCGUGUCCAGUUUACUUCGUCUUCUUCAAUGAACAAUCUACUCCUUAUUACGAGAUAAUUUUUGUUCUGCAAAUUAUGGGUGGAUUUCUCAACUAUACGAUUCUGUGUAGUACCAUGGGCGUGUGCUUGAUGCUCUGCUUGCACUUAAGCAGCUUGUUGAGGAUUCUGAUGAACAAAAUGGUCGAGCUUACGAGUCAGUUAGAUACAAGCGAGACAGCUGUGCAGAAGAAGAUAUCGGAUAUUGUUGCCUAUCAAACGAAAGUCAAGGAAUUUGCGAAUAGCGUGGAAGAGAUCACACCGUACCUUUACUUUUUCGAGAUAUUUAAUUACGCUAUAGAAGCGUGCAUAGUGGGAUACUGUAUUAUCGUGGAAUGGGAAGAAAGCAAUGCUGCGUCUAUAAUCGUGUACCUUAUGUUUCAAGGAAUUUGCAUAUUUUGUAACUACGCGAUGUGCUACAUUGGUCAACUUCUUAUCAACGAAAGCGAAAAUGUCAGGCGGAUGUCUAUUACGUUGAACUGGUAUCGAUUUCCUAUGAAGAAAGCACGCAGUUUGAUAUUAAUCAUUAUUAUGUCGAAUUAUCCAAUAAAACUCACGGCGGGAAAAAUCGUAGACAUAUCAUUAGCCACUUUCACUGAUAUCAUAAAGGCGUCGGUGGGAUACUUGAACGUGUUACGGAAAGUCACAUAA
Molecule: messenger RNA, 1197 nt
Organism: Bombus terrestris (buff-tailed bumblebee)
Lineage: Eukaryota; Metazoa; Arthropoda; Insecta; Hymenoptera; Apidae
Product: odorant receptor 4-like
Exons: 5
Coding region: 1-1197 (398 amino acids)
Biological process (GO): detection of chemical stimulus involved in sensory perception of smell; sensory perception of smell
Cellular component (GO): plasma membrane
Molecular function (GO): olfactory receptor activity; odorant binding
Source: RefSeq, a predicted model, not a curated record